Molecule: messenger RNA, 1173 nt
Organism: Monoraphidium neglectum
Lineage: Eukaryota; Viridiplantae; Chlorophyta; Chlorophyceae; Sphaeropleales; Selenastraceae
Product: Putative phagocytic receptor 1b
Exons: 8
Coding region: 1-1173 (390 amino acids)
Biological process (GO): protein localization to membrane
Cellular component (GO): membrane
Source: RefSeq, a predicted model, not a curated record
AUGGCGCUAUUGGCCCUGACGGCUGUUCAGGGCAAGCCGGAGCAUCACUACGAAAAGGGCGAGGAGGUCGCGCUUCUGGCCAACAAAGUGGGACCUUAUGCCAAUCCCUCCGAGACGUACCAGUUUUACUCGCUCCCCUUCUGCCAGCCGGAGGAGGGCAAGCAGUAUGUCCUAGAGGACCUGGGGGAGGUGCUGGAGGGCGACCGCCUAGUCAGCACGCCAUACGAGAUCAAGUUUCGGGAGGAUGCCGAAGAUGUGCAGCUCUGCUCCAAGACCCUCAGCAUGCGGGACCUCGAAAAGCUCCGCACGGCAAUCAAGCAGGACUACUAUUUUCAGAUGUUUUUUGACGACGACCUGCCAGUGUGGGGCUUUGUCGGCAAGGUGGAGCCGGGGCGGCGGCAGAAGGGCGGCGCGCCCAGCGAGAGCAGGGUGUUCCUGUUCACCCACUUCCACUUUGACAUCUCAUACAACGAGGACCAGGCAAGAAUGGGGCCAGGGGCUUGGCGGGGCCACUGCAGGGGGGAGGGGGCCACAGCGAGCAGCAGCAAGGGCCCGCCGGCAGGCGGCCGGCGCGCAGGGGGGCCAGGGGUCAUCGAGCUCAACGUGUCGACUGUCUCUGUGGACCCCAACAAGACCGUCGACAUCAGUCAGGGCAGCGAGCUGGCUGUGCGCUUCAGCUACAGCGUCAAGUGGGCGCCCACCAACGCGACGUUUGAGGACCGGAUGGACCGCUACACGCGGUACUCGUUCCUGCCGCAGCAUUUGGAGGUGCACUGGUUCAGCAUCAUCAAUAGCUGCGUCACGGUGCUGCUGCUGACGGGCUUCCUGGCCACCAUCCUGCUGCGCGUGCUCAAGAACGACUUCCUAAAGUUCACGCGCGAGUCUGACCGCGAGGCAGGGGAGGACCUUGAUGAGUCCGGGUGGAAGUACCUCCACGGGGACGUGUUCAGGUUCCCCCCCGACGUCAAUCUGUUCAGCGCCAUGAUAGGCGUGGGCACACAGGUCCUGGUGAUCAUCCUGGCUGUGUUUGCCCUGUCCCUGAUGGACAUGUUCUACCCCUACAACCGCGGGGCCAUGCUCUCGGCCUGCGUCGUGCUUUACGCCCUCACAGCAGGCAUCUCAGGUGUGGCCACCACAAUCAGUCGGCUCAGCAGCCCCCUUGGCGAGCACUAA